Molecule: messenger RNA, 942 nt
Organism: Didymosphaeria variabile
Lineage: Eukaryota; Fungi; Ascomycota; Dothideomycetes; Pleosporales; Didymosphaeriaceae
Exons: 2
Coding region: 1-942 (313 amino acids)
Source: RefSeq, a predicted model, not a curated record
AUGACCGAAUCACAAUCUAACAGCUUUUCCCAAACCGGUUUCCAGCCUGAGCCCAAUACCUUCUCACAAGGUGGCUUCCAACCUAUACCGAACAGCAUCUUUCGGAGUGGCUCUCAGCAGCAGGAUGGUUUCUCACAGAGCGGAUUUAGAGACGAAGACGGCAAUUUGCUCAAUAUUCCGGAAGUCGAGGCCUUCAAGAUGCCGCCCUCAGCAUCAAGGGAGAAGCGUCCAGCGCCUCUGCAGCCAAAAAAGCGCAUUAUCAUCUGCUGCGAUGGAACAUGGCAAAGCUCCUCUCAUGGCACGCAGACCAUUCCCUCCAAUGUGGCGAAGAUGAGUCGCUCUAUUGCCUCUUGGUACGUGGAUGAGAAUGGAUUGAAGGCCCCGCAGCUCGUGUAUUACGACGCUGGUGUCGGCACUGCCAUGGGCUGGCUUGAAGCCAAGUGGACUGGAGCAUUUGGUGGCGGCCUGGAUGAGAAUGUCUGCGAGGCAUACAACUUCCUCGUCAAUAACUACAAUCCUGGUGACGAGUUGUUCUUCUUCGGCUUCUCCCGAGGAGCAUACACUGUUCGUGCUUGUGCGGGCCUUGUGUGCCGAGCCGGUAUCUGCAAACCACGAGCAAUGGGACAAUUCUGGGAGAUGUACGCCAACUACAAAGCCAUCGAUUCGACAACACCCCUUGAAAGCAGUGCCUGGGGUAAGCGAUGGGACGGCGAAGGCCCACCACCAAAAUUCACCAUCAAAGUCAAGGACGAGGAAUGGGAGUUCAAGACGGGUUCUGGAGCCGACUGGCUUGAUAGUGUUGUGAAGGAUAUCAAGAUCAAGGUUGUGGGUGUAUGGGACACUGUUGGAAGUUUGGGAUAUCCUGACAAUGUAUGGAUCGACACUAAGGCGAAAAACAAACCCUACGGCUUUCAUAACACGGACAUUCAUCCACGUAAGUGA